Molecule: messenger RNA, 2020 nt
Organism: Botrytis cinerea B05.10
Lineage: Eukaryota; Fungi; Ascomycota; Leotiomycetes; Helotiales; Sclerotiniaceae
Exons: 2
Coding region: 374-1615 (413 amino acids)
Cellular component (GO): membrane
Molecular function (GO): opioid growth factor receptor activity
Source: RefSeq, a predicted model, not a curated record
GUUCAUGUAGACGCUCUAUGAUUGACCAGCGGCUACUUAGCCUUGCAGAUGAUCGCAACGCUUGGAUUAUAAGUACAAUAUGCAAUUGGCUCAUAUUGCCCAGGUCUACGCAGCCUGCUUACCUCAGCCUCACUCGUCAUGGAUUUUUCCCGUAACAUCCAAAUUCAAAUUCAUGCACCCAAUUUUAAGCAAUGUUUCAAACAAUGCGUAAUCAUUUGAAGAGUCUUUUGGAAAAUACACAACUUCGAAUGCAAUAGGAGAAUCUAUUCCUACCUACUACUUACAUAGAGUGCAACGCACAACGCGCAAGCAACGCAAGACACCCCCACGAAUUACAACACCACCACUCAACGAUAGAGAUAGGUCAAGCAGUAUGGCAAGCAGUAUGUCUAUUCUCGGGCAUUUUGUCGAGCUACCUGAUCUUGAGAGCCAUCUUGUAGCUUUCUAUCUAAACAAGGCGGAGGACAACGCAGGACGAAUACUUUCGUACAUUAUGUCUUGGGACUAUGAGAAGUUAGAGGAUAUACACGACUACAUCCAAUGGCUGUUCCCUCUUCCAGAAGAGUCUAUGUUUUCAGGCGCACCUUUAGUCGAUGAGAAUGUCUUCAAUGCGUUUCAUGCAUUCAGUUCUUCCCCUGAAUUACAAGGCAAUCUCAGGAGCUCUUUGGUUAAAAUGUUGGAUUUCUAUGGAUUCAAGUUCGCUGAUGAUUUGGACAAAAAUGGGUUGCCUGUUAUAAUCAAAUCCUCCAAUUUCUAUGAAAGAUGUUCCAACUGGCUUAUCAGGAGAGAUCAUAACCAUUUGAGAAUCAGCAGAAUCCUUCGCUCUCUUCGCGUUUUGGGUCUGGAAUCGGAAGCGGCUGCGUUCUAUAAGGCACUGUCAGACAUUAUUUACAAUGAUCAUAGUCAAGUCGUCAGCUCUCAAUCUGCGGAAUUCUGGCGACGCGCUGCUGAGAGACCUCUACAUUGGGCACCACAUCUAACCGAGAAUGAAUGUGCCAAUGAUAAACAAUGGAAAAUAGGGCCAGAUUUCUUAAAGGAGUACGAGAGACUCAAUAUGGCUAGAGAUUUGCAAAAACAGCACGACGCAAAGAAGGCUCUCGAGGAAAAGAAGGAAGCGGAAUUUCAAGCCACGAAAGCACACAUUGCUGCAAUCGCCGCCGAUCGGAAGAGGAAAAUUGGCGGAGAGAUCGAGACUGUUCCAAGAAAACGAGCUAGUAUUUCUCCAGAAAGCAACGAUCAAGAUUCCGAACCUCAAAGUUCUGAAGAUGCGGCCGUGGUUGCUGAUGCACAUAAAACCAUACCAGAAUUGCAGGACGUUGUUCAAGAUAAAGCACCAAAUGAACCUGAGCCUUAUGUAUCUGAGUUCUUUAAACCUGAGCUUUUUGCACUCGCGGUUCUUGAACCCAGGCUUCUUGAACCAAAGUUUACUGAACCCGAGCUUGCUAAGCCCGAGCUUGCUGAGCCUAAGGUUGACCAGCCCGAGCUUGAAGAUCCCAGACCUAAGCUUGACAAACCUGCCGGCGAAAGUAUGGAACGAAAGUCCUCGGAACGCGCUGGACAAUCCGCAAUUCAUCAAAUUCAGCAAUACCAGCUCAUGUCUCCUCGCCAACCUUAAUUGAUCUGAACUCAUAUCUUAUGAGUCUUCCUCUUGCAUUCCAUCUUGCACAGCAUAAAUGUGUUGAUCUAGAAGAUCUAGAGGUUACUGAUAGAUAUUGGAUGGUAAACAGGUCACGACUUUCAAACUAUGGCGUUCUGGGCUACGUAUUUCAGGGGGUGGAGUUCAAAGGUCGAAUUUGGGAGAGGACGGAAUAUGGAGGAACUACAAUAUACCCAAUUUUUCUUUAUGGACUUCUGGCGAAAAAGGAACUCAUGCUAAUACAAAGAUAUACGCAUGCCGGAUGGAGAUAUACAGAUUAAUGGGUGAAAAAUAUGGCAAUAUACUACAUGAUUUCAUUCUCGUCUCGUACCCAAAAUUAUAGCUGAUGUGUAUACAAAUUGUGAAUUGAACUCAGGCCGAUCA